Molecule: messenger RNA, 1235 nt
Organism: Zea mays
Lineage: Eukaryota; Viridiplantae; Streptophyta; Magnoliopsida; Poales; Poaceae
Biological process (GO): RNA modification
Molecular function (GO): RNA binding; protein binding
Source: RefSeq, a predicted model, not a curated record
GUCGCCUGGACCACCAUGGUCGCCGGCCACGUCAGUUCCGGCGGCCUAGGCCGGGCGAGGCACUUCUUCGACGCCAUGCCCGAGAGGAACGUCGUAUUCUGGAACGCGAUGCUGCGCGCGUAUGCCCACGCCGGGAUGCUCACCGAGGCGCGGGACCUGUUCGACGCAAUGCCUACCAGGAACGCCGCCACCUGGAGCUGCAUGAUCAGUGGCCUCGUGCUGUCGGGACGCUGCUGGGAGGCGCUGCAUGAUCAGGGGCUCUUCGGUGACAUGGUCCGCAGCAGCAGCAUCGUGCCGAAUGAGCCCGCGCUGGUGAGCGUGGUCUCGGCGUGCGCCCAGCUGCAGUCACUGGAACACGGCGCGUGGGUGCACGCGUACGCCGAACAGGAGCUGCAGGGGACGAUGAGUGUUGUCCUCGCCUCCGCUAUCGUCGACAUGUCAGGAAAUGUGGGGGGUAUCCACAGUGCCAUCAGGGUGUUUGCUGUCAUGCCCAUGAGGAACAUCUACUCCUGGAACGCGAUGAUUGCUGGGCUCGCGAUGAAUGGUGGCGAACGACAGGCCCUUCGCUCUCGUCGUGUCAUGGAGGCCUUGUAUUUCGUCAAGAGCAUGCCCGUGGAGCCACACCCUGGCUUAUGGGGCGCACUAGCUAGCGCCUGCAAGAUGCAUGGCAAGGUUGAGCUUGGUGAGGAGGUUGCCAAGAAGCUCAGACUGGAGCCUCGCCAUGGCAGCCGAUACAUCCUGCUGUCAAACUUGUAUGGCUCUGUGAAUAGAUGGGAUGACAUGGCCUCUGUGCGUAAGAUCCUCAAAUGGAGCAAGGUGCCCAAAGGCACGGGCAAUGCAGUGGUUGGGAUGACAUCGGCAUCCUGUAUGUCGAAUGGUUGAAUGCACUCUCGAUAGUGAUAUGUACAAAUUUGGGACUACUUUUUAUUGAUAGGGGCAUUAAGAUUUUUGCAACGGUUGGAACUGCGGCCAAUGAGAAUUAUGAGAUCGAUGAAGCCUAGAGGAGAAUGGGGCUGAUAAAAAAAACUUCUCAAAUAUAAAUGUUUGGUUGAUAUGUCAUCAUAUGCCACCUAAUUGUUUGAACAAAAUACAGUAAUUGCAUUUACUGGGAGUGGAAGUGCAAGAAACUAGCAAGAAGUGCAGACUGGUGCGUGAAUACUGAUCAAAGGGGGCUGAAACUCGAGAACAAUGAGUGGUGUAGUAUGAUCAGUUCAGAGUUAGGCAAUUCAGUUAGU